GUUGAUGAGGGGAUCCCAGUACGAGGGAAGAGUCUCCCCGGAUACUCAUCAUAUUUGAGCGUGUACCGAUCGACUGGACCCGUAAAUAGGGUUUCUAAUAGUGUCUGUGCCUACCUGUCAAGUGGACAAAGCGCAACGGUGGCCGCUCCGGGCAAGUGGACCUGUCGAAUGUUAACAUCCAUCGAGUGCCAGUUGCCUCGCCCAAACGAGUAAAGGAACUCCUCGCGGCAGCCGGAGGAAAGCUCCGCAAGAACCAAUAAUGCAGCUGUCAAAACGUACGUUAGAUUCGGGGGAACCGCUGGUGGAGGACCAAGAAGUUUUGUGGCAGGGGACACGGACGUCUUCAGAGCGCGCUAUCUACAUUAGUUCGGGUUCUGGACCCAGUUUCAUAGCGUCAGCUCCAGGUGCACUGGCCAAUUGUACACGACGAUCAUCUAGUGGACCUGAGAUUCAGGACGCUCUAAAUACCGAGACUACUCAUACCCUGGUCCCUCCGAUUUUUACUUGUUUCAUUUUAGGAGCUUCAUCCUGGAUUCCCAGCAGAAAAUGGGAAUUUUGCUAUUCUUAGCGCCUGACCUUGGCUGGAAAGGUCUGGUUAUCUCACUAAUUGGCACUCUAUGGAUAGCCCUGUUCUUGUGGUAUCUGGCGACCUAUCUCAUUUCCCCUUUACGCAAGAUCCCCGGUCCUUUCCUUGCCGGAUGGACCAAUCUCUGGCGGGCGUACCAUGUUACGCAGGGGAGGUCCCAGGUCGUUCUACAUGAACUUCACCAGAAGUACGGACCGGUGGUGCGUAUCGCGCCCAAUGUGGUUGACUUGGACCUCCCCGAAUUGGUCAAAACCAUCUAUAACACCAAAGGAGACUAUCGAAAGACUGAGUUCUACCAUGGUAGUAGUGCCAAAAACAACGGCCGCAUCAUUUACAAUCUCUUCAGCGAAUGUGACCCAGAGAUUCACGCACGACAGAAGCGACCGAUCGCCAAACACUACUCCCUGACUGGUGUCCUGGCCUUGGAGCCCCAUAUUGAUCAGGUCAUCCGGUACUUCUGCCAGAGGCUCGAAGAGGAGUUCAUCGAUGGAGUCAAUGCUGGCACGACAUGCAAGCUGGAUCAGUGGUUACUGUUCUACACAUGGGACGUGGUAGGGAAGGCCACCUUUAGCGAGCCCAUCGGGUAUCUGGAGAAAGGGUAUGACUUCGACCGUACCAUUGCCAUCUCCGAUAAAGCGAUGGACUAUUUCUCUCUCGUGGGACAGCUUCCAAUCCUGGAUCAUCUUCUGGAUAAAAAUCCCGUCUACCGCAUGGGCCCUCCGGCGUUUGGUAAUAUCACUAAUAUCUCGAUCCAACAUCUAGUGGACCGACUCCAAGGCAAGGACACCAGCUACCACAACCUGGAGCAGCCCGACUUCCUCGAUCGAUUUAUUGAGGCUAAGGAGAAGUACCCCGAUAUUGUGGAUGAUGGCCAGAUCAUUUCAUACCUGAUGAUCAACAUGAUUGCCGGCGCUGAUACAACUGCCAUCACACUCAAUGCGGCCAUCUAUUUCGCAUUGAAAAACCCCCGUGUUUGGGCACGCCUUCAGGAUGAGGUCCUCGCGUCCCAAUUCGACUCUGACUCGAUUAUCCCAUUCAACAUCGCGAACGCCUUGCCAUACCUCAACGCCGUCAUCCGCGAGGCAAUGCGGAUGCAUCCAGGGGUCGCCAUGACGCUGGAACGGUAUGUACCACGAGGUGGACUCAGCCUGCCAAAUGGGCAAUUCAUCCCCCAGGGCUGUAUCGUGGGUAUGAAUCCCUAUGUCAUUGCUCGGAACCAGUCCGUCUGGGGCGAGGACGCCGAUGUAUUUCGGCCGGAGCGAUGGCUGCGUGAUGAUUCCCAUGAAAAUGAGGAGGAGUACCAGACACGCUUACGGUUGAUGAACAAUUCUGACCUUACCUUUGGUGCGGGAAGUCGGAUAUGCAUUGGGAGACACCUCGGGCUACUUGAGGUAUACAAGGUGAUGGCUACUCUUGUCUCACGCUACAAUAUCGAGCUGGCCGACCCCCACCGCGACUGGAAGACUCAUAACAGUUUCUUUGUUCGGCAGGAGGGUAUUGAUGUGAAGCUGUCUCGUCGCUCUUAGUGGAGUUGGUAGAGCAUAUUUUCCUUUUUAUUAAUCGCGGUUGUCUCCUUUUGUGUGUGUUGGACUUUUUCUGUGCUCUUAGUACAUACUCACUACAGAGACGUAGUAAUUUUCGCAUGUAUCAGGACUCCUCAAGAAAAACAAAUGGGUCUGAGGCUGUCAUCGUAUAUAUCUGUCUAGUCUAAUGUGAACAUUUACAGGGUUAAUA
Messenger RNA from Aspergillus alliaceus, 2320 nucleotides. RefSeq names its product cytochrome P450. The record is from RefSeq and is a predicted model, not a curated record. Gene Ontology annotation, molecular function: monooxygenase activity; oxidoreductase activity, acting on paired donors, with incorporation or reduction of molecular oxygen; iron ion binding. The transcript is spliced from 3 exons. The coding region runs from base 547 to 2112 and encodes 521 amino acids. NCBI's taxonomy places the organism in Eukaryota, Fungi, Ascomycota, Eurotiomycetes, Eurotiales, Aspergillaceae.